Vitrella brassicaformis is the source of this 985-nucleotide messenger RNA. The record is from the annotation of a GenBank genome assembly. Lineage: Eukaryota; Vitrellaceae.
CUCGUAUCCUCUCUCCCCUCUCCCCUCUUAUCUGUCUACACCUGUGAAGCCACUGCGUAAGGGUUGGAGGAACGUCGAUGCUGCUCCUGCGAGAGACGUCGAUGCUGCUCCUGCUGCUCCUGCUCCUGCUCCUGCCGCUUCUGGAGGCUCAUGGCGAUCAGGAUGCAGAAGACCAAGCAGAAGGAGCUGACUAUCCCGAUCCACGCCAGAAUGAGCACCACCAAUGAGAGGUUCACCAGGUGCUCUGAACGGACAAGAAUGUGCAGACCGCCGUGAGUAGGGUGGUGCAGUCAUCAUGACGAGUGGCGUGCUCCCCCACUCACCGGGGCACUCCCCGGUCUGAAAGUACCAGGCUGUGCCGAGGCAGAUCCACACCAACGAGAACCUGAAUUCCACACAAUGCAGAUUUCACAACCAGGAGAGAUGAGAUGCCAUCAUGCCGUGCCGCUUAUAGCCCAGCGAUGCCAUUGAUGGUGACCAGGGCUGCAGAAUGGGAAAAAGAAAACGGCGAUUUCCUUGGUGAUUCAUUCCCCUCACCUGCUCUGCAGAUGACGUCAUGGGGUGGAACGUAGAACGAGGCGCCCACGACGAAACAAACCACGAUGUUUAGGGCCCAGAACCCCCAGAUGAAGGUGUCCAGGUUCGUAUCGCCUGCAGCCACACACACCAGCACACCACCAGAUCUCCCUGGCCAUCCCUGGCCGGAUACUCGCCGCCCUACGGCUUACAUGGCGCCUCGCCGCCCUACGGCUUACAUGGCGCCUCGCGCGUGAUGGCGAGUAUGAUGGAGCACACGGCCACCCACACCAGGGGGACGCAGAGGUUGCAGCACUGCUGACAAGCCACCUGCACCCACACCAGGGGGUGCAGGUGCAGGUUCUCCUGCUGCACCUGCACGUGACUCCCCCGACGAACAGUGCUGUUCGGGGGGAGGGAGGAGGGCAACUCAUACUGGACGUACAUUUUCCUCUCCCUUUCUUCAGAC